Messenger RNA from Didymella exigua CBS 183.55, 491 nucleotides. RefSeq lists its product as uncharacterized. Lineage: Eukaryota; Fungi; Ascomycota; Dothideomycetes; Pleosporales; Didymellaceae. Bases 171 to 491 code for a protein of 106 amino acids. The transcript has 2 exons. The record is from RefSeq and is a predicted model, not a curated record.
CUCACGGCCUCCCAGCUAAGUUUCAUUAGCAUGAGGACUGAAUACUCGCCGAAUGUGAAGCACUGUGAGCUUUACAGCAAAAAAUAGCCCUCUUGGGCCAGGAUUAAGCGCCGUAAGAAUAGAGCUACCCCACAAGGUCUUCACAUUCUGAUAGCCGACCGACCGGCAAUAUGGUUGCUCCCAACAGCCCCAUGCCCUGGCGUUUUCAGCACGUUGUGGCACCCAGUGAGGGUUCACAUUUCAUACAAGCAACAUCCCAGACCCAGUAUCAUGCCGCAGUAGUUUAUGAGCAACCUCGUGAUGCAGAUGCCGCAGCCGAUCACAACGCCGUUCUCCUCACCGAUCGAAGUACACCAGCCAGGACAAAGGAAAGUCAGAGCGUACGCAGCCGUUAUCCGGGUCACUCCUCCUUUGCUGAGAUGAGCGUGGUCAACGAGAAGUGCGUCCUCAACCAACUGGCUGCCUAUGCAAUGAUUGGUUGCGGCUUCUAG